AUGACCCGCGGUAACCAGUGCGAGCUCGCCCGCCAGAAGAAUAUGAAAAAGCAGAGCGACUCCGUUAAAGGAAAGCGUCGAGAUGACGAUGACGGGCUAUCUGCUGCCGCCCACAAGCAAGGGACUCGGAGAUCAUGCAGCAGAAGCAGAAAGCAAACGAGAAGGAGGAACCCAAGUAGCAUUUUGGCUUCGUGUCCAACCCUCUUGCCCUUCACCUGUGUGCCUGGAGCCAGUCCCACCAUGCUCGCGUUUCCUCCUGUAGUGCUAACAGGUCCCAGCACCGAUGGCAUUCCCUUUGCCCUGAGUCUGCAGUCGGUCCCUUUUGUGCUUCCUUCCCCUCAGGUAGCCUCUCCCGCCCUGGGCAACUCUCGGGGGGUUGUUUAUGUCUACUACAUCUGUGUGGAGAAAUACUGUAUAGUUGUGUCCUACAGCUCAUCUCAAUCUCAUCCUUUGUCUGAUACCAGUGACUUUAUGUUGAAAGCUUUAAUUUAUCACUGGCAGUUUGACAGGACUCUCAGUUCUUCACCAGGUAUCCUGCUUGUGGGUUCUUUGAGUGCCCAUGGCAGCUGGCUUCUUACAAAACAAGUGGUGAAAGAGAGAAGAGAACAUGCCUUCAAGUCAAUAGUCCCUGGAGACUCUGUGCUGGUACAUGUCUGUGUCAUCUUUGUGUUUGAACUGAGGCAUUUCCUGCUGCCACCCCUAAGUGUACAAAAUCCACUACUAAUGUGCCUGCCAGCAGAAAGUCAUGGAAUGCUUGACCUGGAAAUGAGACUUAAUGUGAUUACGAAUGAGGGAAACAGAAAAUCAACAGUGGGAACUGCUUACCAGUCAGGACUGUUGCAUCUUGUCAUUGCUAUGAUUUUGAAGGAUAACAACAAAAUGACCAAAGCUGUUAAAAGCAAACUGUUGAAACCAAUUAGAUGA
Condylura cristata (star-nosed mole) is the source of this 924-nucleotide messenger RNA. RefSeq lists its product as uncharacterized. The record is from RefSeq and is a predicted model, not a curated record. NCBI's taxonomy places the organism in Eukaryota, Metazoa, Chordata, Mammalia, Eulipotyphla, Talpidae.